UCCUUCGAGGUGCUGGUGGACUACUGCUACACGGGCCGCGUGUCGCUGAGCGAGGCCAACGUGCAGCGGCUGUACGCCGCCUCCGACAUGCUGCAGCUGGAGUACGUGCGCGAGGCCUGCGCCUCCUUCCUGGCUCGCCGCCUGGACCUGGCCAACUGCACUCCCAUCCUCAAGUUCGCCGACGCCUUCGACCACCACAAGCUGCGGGCUCAGGCCCAGUCCUUCAUCGCGCACAACUUCAAGCAGCUGAGCAGGAUGGGUAGCAUCCGCGAGGAGACGCUGGCCGACCUCACCCUGGCCCAGCUGCUGGCCGUCCUGCGCCUGGACAGUCUGGACAUAGAGAGCGAGCGGACCGUUUGUCACGUGGCCGUGCAGUGGCUGGAGGCGGCCCCCAAAGAGCGAGGGCCCAGUGCUGCCGAGGUCUUGAAGUGUGUGCGCUGGGCACACUUCACUGAAGAGGACCGGGACUACCUGGAAGGGCUGCUGACCAAGCCCAUUGUGAAGAAGUAUUGUCUGGACGCUAUUGAAGGGGCCCUGCAGAUGCGCUAUGGCGAUAUGUUGUACAAGCCUCUGGGGUCGAAGCCAAACAGCAGUGGAGGUGGCAAUAGCAGCAGCAGCAGCAGCAGCAGUAGCAGCAGCAGCAGCAACAGCAGCAGCAGCUCUGUUGUAUCUGUGGCCGAGAAGCCACCCCAGAGGCUGGGAAUGUGUGCCAAGGAGAUGGUGAUCUUCUUUGGUCACCCCAGAGAUCCCUUUCUCUGCUAUGACCCCUACUCCGGUGACAUUUACACAAUGCCUUCACCUUUGACUAGCUCGGCACACACUAAGACUAUCACGUCUUCGGCUGUCUGUGUCUCUCCAGAUCAUGACAUCUACCUAGCUGCCCAACCCAGGAAAGACCUCUGGGUGUAUAAGCCAGCCCAAAAUAGUUGGCAGCAACUGGCAGAUCGCCUGCUGUGUCGUGAGGGCAUGGAUGUGGCCUAUCUGAAUGGCUACAUUUACAUUUUGGGUGGACGAGACCCUGUCACUGGAGUCAAAUUGAAGGAAGUGGAAUGCUACAGUGUUCAGAGGAACCAGUGGGCACUGGUGGCUCCUGUACCCCAUUCGUUUUAUUCCUUUGAACUA
Molecule: messenger RNA, 1122 nt
Organism: Dipodomys ordii (Ord's kangaroo rat)
Lineage: Eukaryota; Metazoa; Chordata; Mammalia; Rodentia; Heteromyidae
Product: kelch repeat and BTB domain-containing protein 7-like
Exons: 1
Molecular function (GO): protein binding
Source: RefSeq, a predicted model, not a curated record